UCUCAGUAUGAUUUAAAAGACAGCCCUGGCGUGCACCCCGCCAGCUUCGCUGCCCACACGAGCCCGGCCUUCUACCCUUACGGCCAGUUCCAGUACGGAGACCCAAACAGGCCUAAGAACGCCACGCGGGAGAGCACCAGCACUCUGAAGGCCUGGCUCAACGAGCACAGGAAAAACCCCUAUCCCACCAAAGGCGAGAAGAUCAUGCUGGCCAUCAUCACCAAGAUGACCCUCACG
Molecule: messenger RNA, 237 nt
Organism: Sinocyclocheilus rhinocerous
Lineage: Eukaryota; Metazoa; Chordata; Actinopteri; Cypriniformes; Cyprinidae
Product: iroquois-class homeodomain protein IRX-1-like
Exons: 1
Biological process (GO): cell development; neuron differentiation; regulation of transcription by RNA polymerase II
Cellular component (GO): nucleus
Molecular function (GO): RNA polymerase II cis-regulatory region sequence-specific DNA binding; DNA-binding transcription factor activity, RNA polymerase II-specific
Source: RefSeq, a predicted model, not a curated record